Ictalurus furcatus (blue catfish) is the source of this 1952-nucleotide messenger RNA. RefSeq names its product biogenesis of lysosomal organelles complex-1, subunit 3 (gene bloc1s3). The transcript has 2 exons. Bases 66 to 602 code for a protein of 178 amino acids. Gene Ontology annotation, cellular component: BLOC-1 complex. Lineage: Eukaryota; Metazoa; Chordata; Actinopteri; Siluriformes; Ictaluridae. The record is from RefSeq and is a predicted model, not a curated record.
GGCUUCACGCUGGUCAUGCGGUAAGUCACGUGAUCCCAGUUGCAGCUCCGGAAGUCAGAAUCAUCAUGGCCGACAGGAAGUCACAGAUCGUGGUGGAAGGAGAGGCGUCCGAGUCGGACUCUGAUCAGGAGAUCUUCAUGACGUCUGGACUCACGGUUCCGGGCGAAGCGUCAGAGACAGAAAGUGAGGGCGAGGAAGAAAAACCCGCCGCCUUCCAUCAUGACUUACCGCCUCUCACUGUCGAUCGUCAUGACAACGUGUCCAUGACUCAGCAGAGCCCGACCACACCCACACACGGCAGCCAUGUUAACUCACUGCUGCAGCAGAAACUGCAGGAGAGCAACGCGCGUCUGUGUGCUGACGUGAGCCAGAGCGUGAGACAGGUUUAUCACGGAGCCACGAGGGACAUUAAAGCAGCCACGGCACACCUGAGUCACUCUCAGGGCGUGAUCAUCGCCGCCUCACACGCCGUCCGUGUCGCCAUGGACGAUCUCCGGGCCGUGUGUGACAAGAUCGACAUCAUCACUAGCUGUCGGUUGCUGCCUGACAUCGCCAUGACGACGCCUGGAGCACCCACAGCGCAAUGCUCCUCUCUUCAUUAAACCGAAUCAUGGACAGUCUUCACUCCACACUAGUUCUGUGCCAGCCACCUUAAGGUUACGAGUUCAUGUGCCAGGACUGAUAGAGAGCCAGUGUGGCGAUGAGGUUUUGCGUUACAGAGCGGACCGGUAUGAAGCAUCCCAGGACUGGCAGAGAGCGGUCAGCCUGAAGGUUAUGGGUUUAAACCCCAUUCUAGACAGAGUCCCAGAAGCCUUGAAAUUGUGUUUGAGUCCCAGUCCUGUCAGAAAACCAGCAACCACAAAGUCUCAGCACAGAUUAAGAGAUAAAAGGUAUUAGGCCAUGAGUUCAAAUCCCAACACUGAUAGACAGCUGAUGACCCUGAGGUUGUGGUUUCGAAUCCCAGUGGCCAUAAGGUUGUGAGUUUGGAUUGGCAAUCCGCCAGAUGUUUGUGGGUUCGAACCUUGGCACUGAUAGAACCGUGUGUCAGAAACGUGUCCAUCGGCUUUCUGGCCAUCCUGGGAUUCAAACUCACAGAAUUCUGGUGACCAGAACAGAACAGAAUUUUGACCAGUAUGUAUUAAUGUUUGUGUUGUUUAUGGAAAUAAAAUAGUUUUGCUUUCCUUUAUUCUAGAAGAUGUGUGUAGGUGGAGAUUUCACAUUUAAAAAAUCACAGCUUUAUGAAUCAUCAUCAUGCAAUCAAGCGUGUGACUUAACACUCUAUCCCGUCUAACUGUCUGGUUGUGUGUGUAUGUGUGUGUGUGAGACACACCAUAACGCUAAUGUUACACUUCACAGCAUCUGUGAUGACGCCUGAAAGCUAAAUUGCAUGCUGAUUAAACAAGUGUGAAAACAGGAAGUGCUCAUGAUCACACACUGCAGUGUGUGUGUGUGUGUGUGUGUGUGUGUGUGUGUUAUAACUCUGAGGCUUUUAAGUAAAGACAAUACUAAUACAGAUGACCUACACAACAUCCUCCUGCUGCUUCCUAUUUCUAAUAGAAAUACAGUAAACACAGCUGCUCAGUGCACAAUGCAUGGAGAUGUUCAAGCCAAAGGAACAGGAAGGCCAUUAUAACACAUAUAGUGAAUGCUAGAAGUAUUGGCACCCUUUAUGAAAAAUGAGUGCAAAUAAAUCUUAUUGUAUAGUUCUGUAUAUUCUGGCUCAAAUGUGUAGGAUUGGAUGUCACUGUGUAAUAGCAACUGAAAAAAAGUCAGGGUUGGAUUGGGGGCGGAGCCAAAAUAUCCAGUUGGCACCUUUAACAACCAUGCUUGCCAAUGAAAUAUAAUCUUUGUAUUAUAAUGGAGAACUACAGGCUUCCUGCCAUAUAUCUACCCAGAACUGUUGUAGUUCUAUUUUCUAGUCUCUCUCUCUCUCUCUCUCUCUCUCUCUCUCU